Messenger RNA from Merops nubicus (carmine bee-eater), 535 nucleotides. RefSeq names its product RAS-like, family 10, member B (gene RASL10B). The transcript has 3 exons. The record is from RefSeq and is a predicted model, not a curated record. Gene Ontology annotation, molecular function: GTP binding; GTPase activity. Lineage: Eukaryota; Metazoa; Chordata; Aves; Coraciiformes; Meropidae. The annotation marks the transcript as partial.
AUGGUGGCAACCUUCAAGAUCGCCGUGCUGGGAGCCCAGGGCGUGGGCAAGAGCGCCAUAGUCCGGCAGUUCCUCUACAACGAGUUCAGCGAGGUCUGCGUGCCCACCACGGCCCGCCGCGUCUACCUGCCCGCCGUCGUCAUGAACGGCCACGUCCACGACCUGCAGAUCAUGGACUUCCCCCCCAUCACCGCCUUCCCCGUCAACACCCUGCAGGAGUGGGCGGACGUGUGUUGCAGGGGGCUCCGGAGCGUCCAUGCCUACGUCCUGGUCUAUGACAUCUGUUGCUUUGACAGCUUCGAGUACAUCAAAACCAUCCGCCAGCAGAUCCUGGAAACGAGGGUCAUCGGCACUUCGGAGACACCCAUCAUCAUCGUGGGCAACAAGCGGGACCUGCAGCGGGGCCGGGUGAUCCCCCGCUGGAACGUCUCCAACCUGGUGAAGAAGACGUGGAAGUGUGGCUACAUCGAGUGCUCGGCCAAGUACAACUGGCACAUCCUGCUGCUCUUCAGCGAGCUCCUCAAGAGCGUGGGCU